AUGAACGACGACAGCGUACAAGUAUCUGGAGAUUCUAAACCAAAAUUGGAACAGCCAAAGCAAAGUCCUGAGGGUGCUUCUGCGAACGAUGACACGACCGACCAAGCACAUACCCAUGACCCAGAAAAGACCGCCCCAACCCCAGCUUCAUCACCAAACACCACCGACCCCGAACAGCCGGAUAACGAGAAAAACCAGACAUCAGCCAUCGCAAGCGACCCCAAAACCGACGACACCACCCCCGAAGACGAAUCGAAAUAUCUCCACGGCCCCAAACUAGCCAUCCUCUCCAUCGGCCUCUGCCUGACAACCUUCGUAAUCGCUCUCGACAACACCAUCAUCGCAACCGCAAUCCCCAAAAUCACCACCGUCUUCAACAGUCUCGAAGAUGUAGGCUGGUACGGGUCUUCCUACCUACUCACCACCACAUCCCUCCAACCUUCAUUCGGAAAAGUGUACACGUACUUCGAUGUAAAGUAUACGUAUCUUUCUGCUUUGGUGUUGUUUGAAGUAGGGAGUGUGAUUUGUGCUGCAGCGACUAGUUCAGCGAUGUUUAUCGUGGGUAGGGCUGUUGCGGGCGCGGGGGCUGCGGCAUUGUAUUCGGGGGGUAUGACGAUUAUUGGUUUCUCAGUACCGUUGAGGAAAAGAGCUAUUUACAUCGCUGCGCUAUCAUCCAUGUUUGGUAUUGCGUCAGUUGUUGGACCUAUCCUCGGGGGUGCGCUGACAGAUCGGGCUUCUUGGCGAUGGUGUUUCUGGAUCAACCUUCCUUUCGGUGCGGUGUCGUUGGGUGUGGUGUUCUUCUUCUUUACGAAUCCCAAGAGGAUGUACUCGCAUCUGCCGGUCAAGCAGCGGUUGAAGAAUAUUGAUAUCGUGGGGGCUGUUUUCUUGAUCUGUGCAAUUGUUUGUUUGUUGUUGUGUCUGCAGUGGGGUGGGUUCAGUUACGCGUGGAGUAAUUCGAAAGUUUGGGGAACGUUGUUGGGGUUUGGAUUGCUCAUAUCUGUCUUCAUCGGGCUACAGAUGCGCAAGGGAGAUCGCGCGACGAUACCUGUUCGUGUGUUUACGCAGCGGACUGUGCUGGUCAGUUGCUUGUAUUCGACGUUGCUGUCGAUGGCGUUGUACACGCACAUCUUCUACCUCCCCUUCUACUUCCAAGCCAUUAAAGGGACCACAGCCGAAGAAUCCGGUAUCCGCACGAUCGCAUACCUCGUCAGCAUCACCUGCUCUUCCAUCGUCAUAGGCGGCCUUAUCACCGUCGUCGGAUGGUACGCGCCCUUUAUGUGGUUCGGCAGUGCCAUCUUCGCCAUCGGCGCAGGCAUGCUCUAUACCCUCAAAGUCGGUUCACCACCCGGCCAAUGGAUCGGCUACCAGAUUCUCGCGGGUAUCGGCGCAGGAGCUGGUGUUCAAAUCCCGUUCGUCGCAGUGCAGGUCGUUACGAACGAGAAGGAUAUGCCGACUGCGAACGCGUGCGUUAUGUUCUUCAAUUCGCUUGGUGGCGCGCUUUCGAUCUCUAUUGCACAGAACAUUUUUGUCAAUACCUUGGGGAAGGAGGUACCGAAGUAUGCGCCGGGCUUCGAUGCGAGGAUUGUGGCGAAUGCUGGGGCGACGAACUUGAGAAGUGUUGUGCCUGAGGCUACACUGCCGGGGGUUUUGCACGGAUACAACAACGCGAUAGUCACGGCUUUCAUAUUGGCGAUUGCAACGAGCAGUGUGGCGUUCUUCAUUAGUUUGGGUAUGGAGCAGAAGAGUGUCAAAGGAAAGAAGAUCCUGGCUGGUGGUGCGGCAUAGAUAUGUGUAGGCAAUGUAUACAUCAUUUUAUUUCUUGGCAGCAGACC
Messenger RNA from Alternaria rosae, 1832 nucleotides. Its product is annotated as MFS transporter. Bases 1 to 1785 code for a protein of 594 amino acids. NCBI's taxonomy places the organism in Eukaryota, Fungi, Ascomycota, Dothideomycetes, Pleosporales, Pleosporaceae. The record is from RefSeq and is a predicted model, not a curated record. Gene Ontology annotation, molecular function: transmembrane transporter activity. Gene Ontology annotation, biological process: transmembrane transport. The transcript has 3 exons.